Messenger RNA from Ixodes scapularis (black-legged tick), 3509 nucleotides. Its product is annotated as pituitary tumor-transforming gene 1 protein-interacting protein. Gene Ontology annotation, cellular component: cytoplasm; nucleus. Bases 255 to 812 code for a protein of 185 amino acids. The transcript is spliced from 4 exons. Lineage: Eukaryota; Metazoa; Arthropoda; Arachnida; Ixodida; Ixodidae. The record is from RefSeq and is a predicted model, not a curated record. Gene Ontology annotation, biological process: protein import into nucleus.
GCACGCAUCCACCGCUUGCGCAAUCCGUCCGUCGCGCAGCAGCAGCUGGAGGUGGCGGCGGCAGCUCUGUGCGCUCUGUGCUUCGCUUGCUUGUUUGUUACGCUUUGUUCGUACGGUGCAGCUUUCGGACGCGGCGUGUUUACGGUUGGUCGUUGCGCCUUCUACUUGUUCUACCGCGUUUCAGUGGUUUCAGCCUUUCAGCCUCGGCUGUUACGGUCUUGCAGUUACGAAGUUCUAGCAUUUGGACGUCCGAAAUGAAGCGACUAACCGUGGCGAUCGUGUUGGUGUUUCUCUGCUGCGUUGUCUAUGGCGUCGAAACCGGAGAACUCUCCAAUGCAACAACGAUAGCGCCGCCAAAGCCUACGAUCUCACCGGAAAGAGCCUGCACACUGAAGACAAAUACCUCUUGUGCAGACUGCUUGGGUGCUGGGACUGGGUGUUACUACUGCUCGGAGACCAGGAGGUGCGGCUACUACCCCUACAAGAAGCUCAUCCCCAGCCAUGACGAGUGUGCCGCUUUCUCCGAAGUCUACUGGGGAAUCUGCUUCAUGUCGCUGCAGGGCACGGUGAUUGCGAUAGGCGUCGUGGCGGGCACCCUCCUCAUCGCCCUGGCGGUGUGCUGCUGCUGCUGCUGUCGCAAGCGCAGCAACGACAAGUGGCUGCGCGACAUGGCCCGGAUGGAGGAAGAACGCCGCCAGCGUCAAGAGCAGUCCGAGGGCCGUCGGGCCGAGCGUCGUUCCAAGACCGACGACAUCCGCCGAAAGUACGGCCUCGUCAAAGAAGAAACGCCUUACACGAGGUUCGACCACUGACCUCGCAGCUGCCGCGAUUUGCCGACUCUUUCAGUUCCUCGUAGUGAAGGCUGGUUCACAGAUUUGCAUUUGAAUGGGUAGAGUGCGUUGUGACCUCUCAUAACCGCUCGAACAUUUCAAAUUUGUGCGCAACUAGGCCAAGGGCUUUGCAGUAUUUGCAAGAUAACAUUGAUGCACCAUUUAUGAAAAGCGGUCGCUUAUAACAUUGUCAGAAUUAUUUCGAGUUUGCGUUAAAAGAAUGGUGCAUCAAAAAUUAUAAAAAUGUGUACACAGGUCGUAAGUUUUUUGGGGGCUACCCAAUAGAGGAUGCCGGUGUGCAAGCGUUUACGAGAGAUCCCAACACACUUGGCACGGUCAGACGCAAAUGAGUGAUCAGGCCUUAAAGAGCCGCGGGUGUGAAACAUUCGAGGGGCCCUGCGUCGGGACGGCAUUCCAUCGAAAACAGCAACAACACGCCAACGGUCGUCGCAAAAAAAAAAAAAGAAAAAUGAAAAAGCGGUUUUUUUUAGGGGUUUAAUGAAGGCAUCUUUUGAGGUUUUGCCUCUGAGCCGGUCCUAUCUUUUUUUCCUCAUACUUUGCACCGGUUUGUGAAUGGAAGUGUAAAGUGUCUGGGAAGUUCUUAUACCCCAACUGCCACUUCAACCGGCUCGUUGUUGGGGUUUGUUUGUGUUUUGCUCGUGCAACAUGGACUCGUGUACGUUACAGCUGUGAUCUUGUCGGCAGGAGCGACUUGGAAGCGUUUUUUUUUCCAUUUGUGCCCACAAUUAUUGGUGCGCGCGUGUUUCCAGGGGCCCGUUUAUGCAUUCCGUGGCAUUGUUGAAUGACCCAACGAUGCAUUGUGACUUGUUUGUGCAGAGGUUGAAGGUGACCGAGCAAUAAGCAAAAGGGAAAAUUUCGAGACUGGUGUGAUGUUUUCAUCCCUUGCUGGUUUUGUGCCUUAUCCUUGCUCCUUUAAUUUUAUUUUAGGGCAGUUUUUUUUUUUGUCCCUUCUGAAAAUACCUAGUUUAGGUUUACAAUGUGACAAAUUCUGUUGGUCUUCUUUUUUAUGCGUCAUGCAUUGUUUGCAUAACCUUUGUUCUUAUGCGUUAUUCCAUCAUGGCAUAUAUUAUUUUUACCUCUCCGAAGAGAUGAGAUGUGCCUUCUGAGAAAAUAUCUGCCUUAUGCAGUAGUAUUAUUGGAAACAUUGGACGGCAGGACAUUAAUUGUUCUAAAUCAGACAUCGUAGUGUGUCCCUUAGGUAUGACUUAAAGUAGGUCACAAAGCAUAUUCGGUAUCAUGGGUACCUCAGGGAUUAGCAUAUAUUGCAAUGUAAUAAAGGGGUACCUUAAGAUUUUGCAAGCUUUGUUGAACUUCAUCUACAUUGUUUCAAUAAGAGAAGCUCAAUUUGACUCUCCUGGGCAUCCAAUGAAAAUAUGGACGUGAAAUGAAGAUGUUGACAAACAAAAACUUUUUGGUGUUGUCAGCACCUUCACUGCAGCAAUGUUUUGCUGAUAAAAUGUGUGCCCAUGGAUAGAAUGUGGUACCAUGAUUUGAGUUUCUUCAUUUGUGAUUACUUUUUCGUUACAUUGCCUUUUUUUUCGCCCCUUGUUGUUUUACAUUAUUUCUAUGUCACCACUUUGGUUGGUUCAGCACCUUUACAGAACAUGCACUUCAAGCAAGCAGCAAAUGGUUGAAGCAUUGUGUAUAAUGCUUAUGUUACUAUACUGCCUUUUUUGGUUCUUUGUACAUUGUCUUGUCACUUUUAGGUUGAUACAAGAAAUAAUGACGCUAAGACUGAUUGGUGGGGGGAGGGACUCUCGGGUAUGCACUUAAGUGACGCAAUGACUGUGUUUUUGGUUAAUAAUGAAACUAAGAUUGGGACUCAAGCAGUGAGCACGGAGAUAUUUCUCAGAAUCGUGUUGUGAGGUAGUCUGAGAUACCCUUAACUAUAACAGCACCGAUUUGAAAGUGGUCAAGAAGUGCAUGAUGAAAAGUGUGUUUCCCUGAAAGUGUUUUUUUUUUCCCAUGCAACAUACAGCCUCAUGCCCAAUGACUUAAUAUUUCUGGCCCUGCUUCUACAUAAAUGGAUAAAAUGUGAUAAGUCUUGUAUCAUCAUAUGCAGUUGUUUGUUGGUGACAUAGACAGACUGGCAUUAUGUCCUUUAAGUCUUUGAAGCACUUUAAGUGUGUGUUAAAAGUUUUGGGUCUCUGGUCAAAAAAUCCCUGCAUUGUUUAAUAAUGUACAACUUCUACUGCUUUCUCAUUUUAGUAUAUAGUUUCUGGAAUACACGGGCAAACCUGUUUAAAACUUUGUGCAACUUUAAUAACAAUAAUGUGAGUGUUGAUCAAGGUGUUAGCUGUGAGGAAAAAGGUAUCUUUUCGGCUUGGGGUUUUUAUUUUGGGUAGAUGAGACAUUUUUGCAGAAAUGGCAGGAAUGUAUUAUGUUCAUACUUAUUUUUUAUGCAGAGAAAAGUCACUAUAUGGAGGAAUUUGCAUGCCCAAUAAAAAAGAUACUUGAAUGGUGAUAUAUAGCAUUUCUGGGCAUCAUAAUAAAUUACUGGGUUGGAUAAAAGCAUAUUCCACCUACCAUUUCUAGAAACCAUCUUGUGUGCCUUAAAUCUAUAUUGAACCAUAGUAUAUAGUUCCGAACUUUGUAUUGUAAGGUUUUCUACGGAUGCAUAAUAAUAAAAAAAAUAAUAAUAAUAAAAAACCGCUGCUU